Messenger RNA from Ctenocephalides felis (cat flea), 1226 nucleotides. RefSeq names its product nucleotide exchange factor SIL1-like. The transcript has 3 exons. The record is from RefSeq and is a predicted model, not a curated record. Lineage: Eukaryota; Metazoa; Arthropoda; Insecta; Siphonaptera; Pulicidae. The coding region runs from base 42 to 1226 and encodes 394 amino acids.
AGUACUGCUUUAUAAAUAUUGUUUCAAUUGAAUGUCGAUUAAUGUAUAGAUUUUGUAUGUUAAAAAGUAAAAUGAAGUGUUUUCUGAUACUCCUGUUUUGUGGAAUAACACUCGGAAAAGAUGCAACAAACUCUUCUACGUUCAUUGCUACGAAUGAAUGGCAAGUUGUAAAAGAAGGCCAAGUGAUUCCACAAGGUUUGCAUAUUCGAAUAAACCUCAGUACAGGAUUAAAGGAAGCAAAACUACUUGUUGAGAAUAAAUCAAAUGCUUUAUCAAUCACCAAAAAUGAAAAUAUUGAGAAUGAAUCUAAAUUUAAUAACCAAGAAUUGAAAGAAGCUUUGCAGAAUAUAAAAAAUGAGAAUCCAUCACACGAUGAUAAAUUAAAACAGAAAUUUCGAACAAUGGAAGAACUGAAAGACCUAAUGAAAAAUAACAAUGUACAGGUUAAAACUGAGUCAGAAAUUAUUAUUAAAUUACUUCAGGAGUAUAAAGAUUUAGAAGUUAUAACAGAUGUAAACAUCGAUAAAGCUUUGUCAAUACUUCAAGAUCUGGAAUAUCUUGUUCAUAAAUUUGAUAAUGGACUGGAGUUCUUAAAGCAUGGAGGUAUAGAGUUAAUCGUAAUACCAAAUUUGGACAAUAUCACAGAUGAAAUCACCAUGCAAACACUGGAACUUGUAGCAGCUUGUAUGCAAAACAAUAAAAAAGUUCAACAGUUAAUUUUUGAAUAUGGAAUAGGAGAAAAAAUCUUGAAACUUGUAGAACAUGGUUCAAAUGGCAUUAAAAAUAAAGCAUUAUAUACUUUAGGUUGUCUUGUAAGAGAUUUUCCGCAUGCGCAACAAAAACUUGUAAUCGAAGUCGGCAGUUCAAUUUUAAGAAAAGUUCUGAAUGAUUUUGAUGAACAUGAUAUGAAAGUAAAGCUGCGGUUAAUCACUUUAUUACAAGAUUUAAGCGAUGAGAAUGCUUCUUCUGUAAAUCUAGCUGAUUUAUUAAAGACAGUUGACUAUUGCAGAAAUAUUGAACAGCUUAUUGUUAACAGUAAAAAUUAUUUUUUGGGAAACCAUGACAAUAUUGAAAAAUUGUUAAAAGCUCUGGAUGGAUCUCGGAAUUUUUGUCAAAAUAAAAUGCCACUUACAAAUUCAUUUAAAAGUUCUUUGCAUGACUUAUCAAUCUUUUAUUCAAAUCUAGCUGAUGAAGAAAAAACAGAUAGCGAUCAUAAUGAAGCCUAA